Rhizoctonia solani is the source of this 1164-nucleotide messenger RNA. RefSeq names its product Cys/Met metabolism PLP-dependent enzyme. NCBI's taxonomy places the organism in Eukaryota, Fungi, Basidiomycota, Agaricomycetes, Cantharellales, Ceratobasidiaceae. Gene Ontology annotation, molecular function: carbon-sulfur lyase activity; pyridoxal phosphate binding. Gene Ontology annotation, biological process: transsulfuration. Gene Ontology annotation, cellular component: cytoplasm. The record is from RefSeq and is a predicted model, not a curated record. The coding region runs from base 1 to 1164 and encodes 387 amino acids. The transcript is spliced from 11 exons.
AUGUCGAAAAGCUUCGGACUCACGACCAAACUGCUUCAUGCAGACGAUGGCUCACACUCUGAAGCUGGCAUUGCGCCAUCUAUAUCCGUUUCAACUACUUUCCGUGAACCAAUUCCUGAAAAACUCGAGUAUCCGUCCGACCCCGACCCAUCCACACCAGACAGGCACAUCUACAGCCGCUACACGACUCCGGUCUCGACCCGAGUCGAGAAGGACGCACAUGCAAUCACCUAUGCCUCUGGUAUUGCUGCGACUACGACGGCCCUGGUCCACUUGGGUCCGAAGCGCCUCGCCAUCCGAGAUGGCUAUCAUGGUGUUCAUGUGUCCAUCGAGGUGUACAAAAAGAGCAGGCCGGAUCUGGAGCUCAUUGACAUUGAUGAUGAAUUCAGACCAGGGGAUGUGUGCUGGAUCGAAACUCCGCUCAAUCCCACGGGAGAGGCGCGUAAUCUUAAGCAUUAUGCAGACAAGAUUCAUGCUGUGGGAGGUCGCCUCAUUGUAGACUCUACCUUUGCGCCUCCCCCGCUCCAAGAUGCAUUUGCUUCAGGAGCCGAUAUUGUACUUCACAGUGCUACCAAGUAUCUUGGAGGCCACUCUGACCUUUUAUGCGGUGUACUUGCCGUAAAGGAUCUUCAAGAAUGGCAUGCACUCUGGCACCUCCGUACAUUCACAGGAAACAUGAUGGGCUCUCUCGAAUCAUUCUUACUACUUCGUUCCCUUAAGACCUUCGAAUUGCGAGUUACUCGACAGGCAGCAAGCGGCGAGGCUCUUGCUCAAUGGCUGCACAAGAUCUCCCAGACUCCCGCGGGGCAGACUUACGAUGGAGUCCGGGGUGGAUGUAUCAGGCGUGUUUGGCAUGCGACCUUGCAAGAGCAGGAUCAAGAGUGGGUCAAGAAGCAAAUGCCUGGCGGGGGUCCGGCUUGUUUCACAAUCGAGCUUGAAGAUCCUGACGAGGCACGCAUUUUACCGUACUUGUUGGAGUUGUUUAUACCUGCAACGUCACUUGGUGGUGUUGAGUCAUUGAUCGAACAACGGUACCUCUCUGAUCCUAAAGAAGACAAGAGACGCCUCCGGCUAAGUGUUGGCCUCGAAAACUUGGAAGAUCUCAAGGAGGACUUGCGUCAAGGUUUGAAUAAGGUUACCGAAAAGGUCAAGGAGAGGACUUGA